AUGCCGCUUCACCCCACAACACCGUCGUUCCACGAACAAGACUCAAAACCCUGGGCAGCCACAGGCGAUUCGCAGCCUGUUGAAGAGCUUCCGUCAUUUGUUGUCUCGGACAGCGUCGACCUAGUCGGUAGCUCCGACGGCGAACCGGUGCACGGCAUGAUUAGUGCCUUUAACUUCUCGUUCAUUCACCUGUCGGAAUCAGGCAGCAAUUCCAGCCUUAGCAGUCCAUCCGUUACUGGGGAACUGGUGUCACCUGUUCCAUCCGACAUGUCAACGUUUGCCGUGACAGGAGACCCACUCGAGCUGCUACCGAUUCCAGAGGAACGCUUAGAAUCAAGAGAUUGUAUAGAAGUACCGCUUAGCCUUUCCGCGGAGUCGACAGAGACGCCCCGUCAGAGCGGUAAUACAGAACCCGAUGGUGAAGCGUCACCUGCAAGUGUGACACUGAAUGACGAGAACAGUGGUGUGAGCGAUUCCGCGGUGACUGAAACUAGCGAUAUGCUGAUAAAGGACUUGGACAAUUCUGGGAUCAGCCAAAGUAGCGACAAUGACAGUAACAGUGAAAUGAACUCAGUCGCCAUGUCAUUGAUGAGUGAGUAUAACGAAUAUAUCGUCACGGAGACAGGCGUUGUGGUCUGUCAAGAGCCACAUAAAAGGUCGGAUGUGCUAGCUCACGAUAGUGUGCAACUUCAAUCGAUUCAAGAAAGUGUUGCAGCAAUAGUUCGGGACAUUGUCGACGGUGCUGUCACCGCCGCGACCUCCACACAGAAUCAGGUGUGCAGCCGUGCAGCUUUCGAAUCACAAAGCAGUAUUCAGGUCGAGCCAUCAAGUUCUGGAGUGUUCACUCUUAGCAUAAAAACGAAGCCAGUAGAUAAUCGGAGUUCAAGACGCUCAAUGUACGCUGUUGUGGGUACAUCCUUUGAAAAAGGCAUUGUACAGUAUCAUGUGCAGCUUCUGAAUGACAGUACGGAGCCGGUACCACUACAUCGCCGCUAUUCUCGAUUUAUUGAAAUGUACUUGAAAUUGAAAGAAUCCAAGCUACCAUCUGCAGGCAAACUACCGCAGCUAUCUCGGGCCGGCGUUACUCACUUCAUUCGCGGCCGACAAAGCAGAAAGACGAUCGAGGAGCGCCAAAACCAAUUCUCGUCACUACUUCGCUAUGUCGCUGAGCACCAAGAGCUGCACGACAGCACAGCGUUUCAGAAUUUUCUCGCUCAGUGA
Molecule: messenger RNA, 1221 nt
Organism: Plasmopara halstedii
Lineage: Eukaryota; Oomycota; Peronosporomycetes; Peronosporales; Peronosporaceae
Product: Phox homologous domain
Exons: 1
Coding region: 1-1221 (406 amino acids)
Molecular function (GO): phosphatidylinositol binding
Source: RefSeq, a predicted model, not a curated record